AUGUUGGAAUGCCGGGCAUGCGUUCAACGCUGCAUACGAGCACUUACUGGCGAUGAAGUGCUCUUGCGAAGACCGCUGCUUCUUACACCACACCUCGCCAACCAACAACGACGACGAAGAGUUGCUACGGCAGCUCCAAUACGAAUUGAUGAAUCGCAAGACGCGCUCUCCUCUCAUUUCGGGAAACCAAACUCCAAAUCGCCAAACAAGCUGAGCGUAGCUACGACUCCAAGAGGUAGCGAUGAUAAGGCGCUCAAAAAGGAGCUGGAAUGGUUGAAAGACCCGGUCAAACUCGCCGACCAUGUACACUACACUCUGCGCGACAAGAACGUGGAAAAGGCGAUCAACCUGUGCCGACUUGCGAGCAAGUCCAUGAGCUGCAUUGUUGCGUGGAAUAAUGUUAUCGACUGGCAUGUCAAGAACCAAAAAGUCAACGCAGCAAUUGACAUCUACAACGAGAUGAAGAAGCGUGGGCAAUUUCCUGACAGCUACACGUACAUGCUACUCUUUCGUGCGGUCCCCAUCGAGAAAUCACAUGAGUUAAAGGACUUCCACGGGCAGAUGGCGAACAAGGCAGUGGCAAUCUACAACAGCAUGAGCAGUCCCACCAGCAGGGUCAAGCCCAGCAUCAUGCAUACGAAUGCGGUUUUGCGAUUGUGCAGCUUGGCGAGGAAUAUGGACCUGCUGUGGUCUGUGGCUAGUCAGAUCCCCGAAUCAGGCCCUGGAAGUGCCGACCACAUCACCUACAACAUUCUGCUCGCAGCCAUCAGGUAUGGAGCGAUGGGACCAGGGACUGGGGAGCUGGUAUAUGUGGAGCAGGUUGCGGAGAACAGAAACCAGGCUGUCAAUGAGGGGCGGAGGAUAUGGCAAGAAGUUAUACCAAGGUGGCGGUCAGGAGAAGUCAUCAUCGAUGCCGCUCUGGUGAGAUCCAUGGCGAAGUUACUGACUUUCAGCAAACGUAUGGAAGACUGGGACGACGUCUUGAACCUGGUACAACAGACUACAAACAUACAACGUCUUAUACCGCCUCUUGGGUCACCUGAGCGUAACACAGAUCAUGUUCCCCUACCUGCAGAUGGAGAACAGGACGUGGAAGAGCAGACAUCUAAUUCCGAGGAUAGCGAAGGCUGGGUGCCCACGCCCGCGUCCAAUGCCUUCAAGCCUGUCCAAUUAUCCGCUGGCGAACGGACGGACGGGAAGAAGCGGCACAACAUCGCCUACGUCAAGCCAGAGAACGGCAUUCUUAAUGUCCUUCUCGAAGCAUGUACCAACAUGCGUGUCCCCAAAGCCGCUCAUGCCUAUUGGGAUCUCUUCACCAGAGAGCACGAUGUUCACCCAGACCUUGACAACUACGAGUGCUUGCUGCGCCUGCUUCGAAUCAACCGCAGUUCACGACGUGUAUCUCAGCUGAUGACAGAAAUGAAAGACGAAGGCAUCAAACCUACGCCUCGAACCUACCGCAUCGCCAUGGGAGCCUGCGCGCGCGACAGGAAUAACGCGAAUGUUGUCGAAAACAUGACGAUCAUUGUCGAUCAGAUGAUGAAGGCGACAAAACAGCCAGACCUUUACACACUAGACGAGUACCUGAACAUUGCAUUCUUGACGGACGAUCAGCCUGCGAUUACGAAGGCUCUAGACAAGGCGCAUGCAGUCAUGCAUCGUCUUCAACGUCAACUUCUUUCCAAGGGUCCGGAAGUGCCUCAGGGGUACAAAGAGCGGAUUGUGCAGUUCUACAGGCACAUGACUGGCUGUGUCGAUACUUUCUCCAAGAGGAAGGAUGUUCCAAAAGAAGAGCGGGAGAAAUGGCUCGAGCGACGGUCGGAGUACGAUUCACUCACGUCUGAGUACUGGAAGCAGGGACGGACUUCAAAACGAGAAGAUGUGAGGGCUGUAUCAAGCGACGACGCUCAGAUGAGAUCAAGAAGGCCACGGAGGAACGCAAGCGAUGGGCCAGGCCUGCAGAAGCAGAAGCGAGCAGGUGGCGGGAGCGACAGCUACAAGGAAGUGCGAGAGCAAAAGAGGGAUGUGAAGAUGGAGAAGCGACGGAUGAGACGAGCAUGA
Molecule: messenger RNA, 2061 nt
Organism: Zasmidium cellare ATCC 36951
Lineage: Eukaryota; Fungi; Ascomycota; Dothideomycetes; Mycosphaerellales; Mycosphaerellaceae
Exons: 1
Coding region: 1-2061 (686 amino acids)
Molecular function (GO): protein binding
Source: RefSeq, a predicted model, not a curated record